Rodentolepis nana is the source of this 1023-nucleotide messenger RNA. NCBI's taxonomy places the organism in Eukaryota, Metazoa, Platyhelminthes, Cestoda, Cyclophyllidea, Hymenolepididae. The record is from the annotation of a GenBank genome assembly.
AUGGUGCCAGAGCAGCAUUUGUGGAGUUGUGAUAAUCGAGGCAACGCUUACUAUCUUUCCUCUUGGGAUGCUGGGUGGAAACGGUUAAGAGCUCGCAGGGGACAUCAAAUACGUGUUAAACGUAUUGUUGCCAGCAGUUGGUGCGUUUGGGCAAUUGCUGCUGACCAAUCACCCUACUUUCUUGUUCCAUCUGAUGGCACAACUAUCAGAGUUACAGAAAUCAUCACUCAGUAUGAGCGAUGGAAUUCAUCAUCCGGAUUUUCUUCAUCUAAUCUCACAGCCAAAGACCCACCAGAUUUUGUUCAGGAUGGUCGUGAAACUUAUAACUGGUCUGCUCUCCCAUCAACGAGAUGGAAAUGGGAAACCUCUGAAUGGGAAUACCUCCUUGAACACAGCGGUGAUCGAGCUGGCUGGGAGUAUUCUUCCUCUUUUCAACCGCAGGCAGUUUUCACCUCCUCCUACUAUACUGACAGUGUUGUAAGACGUCGGCGAUGGCAACGUGUUAGAAGCUUUCUUGGUCAUGAUCGGUGGCUGCUUUGCAGCGUCUCUCAAGCAGACUUAGAUCCCCUUAAAAGUGGCUCUCAACGAUCUUCCGGUUCAAAUGCGAUCCAUGUUCAUAAAUUGGUUCUGGGAGGCACAAAUAUCCCCCAUCAACCACUAGGAUUCCAUGUACUUUGGACUGUGACAAAAACUGGUCAGAUUAUCUGUCGAACUAACAUUCAUCGAAGCAAUCCUGAGGGUAGCUCUUGGGUGGAACACCAUCUUCUUUGUACUCCUGAUCCAAUUUCAAAUACACUUAGCCCAGAUGACCAUCAGCCAUUCGCAAUCGACAUAAAUGUUAACCUUAAUGGCCAGGUGUUUGUACUCACUGAUGAAAAUCAGCUCUUUUUACGCAGUGGCGUCUCCUGGAGGUAUCCCUAUGGUGAGUCGGAUUGUGGCUACUUGAUCUCUCGUAACACUCUCUAUUUGUCAACAGACAGUUUCAUAGAACACCUUGGUGUGGCUCUAUAUGGUGCAAAGUAG